Fusarium keratoplasticum is the source of this 1770-nucleotide messenger RNA. RefSeq lists its product as uncharacterized. The transcript has 3 exons. NCBI's taxonomy places the organism in Eukaryota, Fungi, Ascomycota, Sordariomycetes, Hypocreales, Nectriaceae. Bases 1 to 1770 code for a protein of 589 amino acids. The record is from RefSeq and is a predicted model, not a curated record.
AUGAGUCCCGGCCCCGAUACGCCGGGGGCGGGAGCGGGACCGGUACAGAGUCCCGCCCCAGUGGGUGACGAUGGGGCCGGCGUCAAACGGGAUGCCGAGGCGGCCAACGUGGUGGGUUCUCCGGCUGCGGGGGACGACGGCAGUGCACGGAAGAAGAAGAAGACGGGGCCGGGGAGUCGUGGGGUUGCCAAUCUGACCCCUGAGCAGUUGGCCAAGAAGAGAGCUAAUGAUCGAGAGGCUCAGCGUGCCAUCCGUGAGCGUACAAAGAAUCAGAUUGAGACGCUCGAGCGCCGCAUCCAGGAGCUCACAAACCAGCAGCCCUAUCAGGAACUCCAGGCCGUCCUCCGCGCAAAGGAGGUUGUCGAGCAGGAGAAUGCCGAUAUCAAGCGUCGUCUGGCUGGCAUAGUCGCCAUGCUGCAGCCGCUCAUCGGCCAGGGCGCUGUUGAGCAGGCUUACAUAUCCCCUGCUCAGACCUAUGCCCCUCCGGCACAUCAUCAACCUCCCUUAAGCGUUCUCAGCAACCACAACAAUACCAACACAAACGCUGCUUCGACACCCGGCAGUGCCGCCUCUCCUCCAAGUCAUGAGCCGCCUCCUGGCCAGAGUCAUUCCCAGCACUGGCACCCUCAUCAGCCGCCACAUCAUCACCCUACUGGCACUCCCACCAGCGAAUCUCACGCUACCAGCCAGCUGAACCAACAACGACAUGAGCUCCGGCACGGGCUUGAGCUUGGCCCUGAGCGUCUGGGGCUGGACUUUCUCCUCGACCCGGCGCAACGAGUGAAUCGUAUCCAGAACGGCAUCAACGGCGCCCAAGACACGCCUCAGUAUCAUCACGUGCCUAUGAAGCACGACUGGACAGGCGUCUCGCAGGAGCGCGCCCUGCACAGCAGGUCUACAAGCUGGGGCUCGCAGGGGAGGCCGGGGCAGCCCCAGCAGGAGCAGCAAUAUCAGGGUCAGCACCCGCAUGCCCUCUCGGCCGCCCAUACCCCUGAAAGUACUCAUAGUCCUGGUUAUAGUCCUGCCAUGAGCUCUGCCGCGGGCCACGCCCCUCCCCGGAGCGACCCCAGCCUCGUCGACUGCUCGGCCCCCAUCAAGAACUGCGCGCCGACGUGCCCUCUUGACUCCCUCCUCCUCGACUUUCUCAGCGAGCGCCGCCAGCGUGCCGCCGACGGUCUUCCCGUCCAAGACGUCGUUGGCCCUCGCUAUCCGUCCGUCUCUUCUCUCCUCAACCCCUCCAACAGCGUCUACAGCCACCCGCUGUCUAAAGUCUUUACCGAUAUACUCGCUACUUUUCCCGACAUCUCUACGCUACCCGAGCGCGUCGCGGUCCUCUACAUAAUGUUUCUUGUCAUGCGCUGGCAAAUCUCCCCUACUCAGGAGAACUACGACCGCCUCCCAGAGUGGAUGACACCCCGUCCCUCGCAGCUCACAGUCCCCCAUGCUGCUUGGCUCGAUCACAUCCCCUUCCCCAAGAUGCGGGACCGCCUCGUGCGCGACCACAACCCCCUCCUGUACCCCUUUGACAACUUCUUCAUCCCCUUCACGACGACGCUGUCGCUCUCCUGGCCCUACGAGGACACCGAUACGCUGCUCCAGAGCCCCGACGGCGACGAGCUCAUGAUCAACCCCGUCUUUGAGCGGCAUCUGCGGAACCUGGACAACUGGAAGCUGGGGGACGCUUUUGCCAAGGCGUUCCCCACCCUCGUGGGCUCGUUCAACCUGAGCUCACAGUCCCCAGCGCGGCCUUCUUCAUCAGGCAGCCGCUAG